Molecule: messenger RNA, 767 nt
Organism: Cyclopterus lumpus (lumpfish)
Lineage: Eukaryota; Metazoa; Chordata; Actinopteri; Perciformes; Cyclopteridae
Gene: higd2a
Product: HIG1 hypoxia inducible domain family, member 2A
Exons: 2
Coding region: 24-377 (117 amino acids)
Biological process (GO): mitochondrial respirasome assembly
Cellular component (GO): mitochondrion
Source: RefSeq, a predicted model, not a curated record
AAUUCCAGUCGUCUCCGGUAGACAUGGCGGGGACACCAGCGGUUUCCGAGCUUACGCCUAAUGUUAAGUCGUCGCCGCCCGCGUUUGUGCCAUUCGACUUCUCUCAGCCCCCGACUAUUGAAGGCUUCAGCCAUCUGCCGAGAGCCAAAGAUGAGACCUUUAAAGAGAAAUUCUUGAGAAAAACGAAGGAGAACCCGUUCGUCCCAAUAGGUUGUUUGGGAACAGCAGGAGCGCUGGUUUAUGGUCUUCGUGCCUUCAAUCAAGGGAAAACCCGACAGUCCCAGCUGAUGAUGAGGGGACGUAUCUUUGCUCAAGGCUUCACUGUAGUUGCCAUUAUUGUUGGCGUCUUCGUCACAGCUGUGAAACCCAAGCAAUGAAGAGGCACCACACCUCUGCCACUGCCCAUUCAACUCGGGACUGGACUGAUUGUACUAUCUGAAUGAACUGUAACAUAAGUUAUGUCUCCAACAUUGUUCAGAUACCUCUGCUAAUGCCAACACUAUUUGUUUAAAAAUGUUGAAUCGCACUUGGUGAUCAAACAUUUAGCUCCAGGCUAGAACCGUGGAUCGUCUUAGUAGAAUCAGCUCCUUACCAGAACAGGUAGAGCUGGAUUUUCACUUGUAUUGUGCAAAGACAGUAUUGGAGUAAAAUGCUGAUUUAAAUAUAAAAUGAUAUGCUUCUUGCUCUUCUGGAAGGUUGGAUUUCAAAUGUUCCCGGGUAUUGUUACUGAAAUGAUCACAACACCUGGCUGAUAAAAAAAUGUAAUC